Molecule: messenger RNA, 1185 nt
Organism: Clonostachys byssicola
Lineage: Eukaryota; Fungi; Ascomycota; Sordariomycetes; Hypocreales; Bionectriaceae
Source: the annotation of a GenBank genome assembly
AUGGUCGUCGUCAGCGAUCUGCCCUGCGAGAUCAUCGCCCAAAUUCUCGAAAACCUUGGUCACGUCAGAGCCCUCUCACCUGUCAGGCUCGCCUGCCGACAUUUUGACGUUUCUUUCCGCGAGCAUAGGACCCGAGUAUUGCGAGGUUUGCUUCGAACCCAAAUCCAUGGGGAUAUACUCCCAUAUGCCAUCGCUCUGGAAAUAGAGAAGCCAGCUCUUGGCUCGUCCGCUCUUACCAGCUUCAUUCAGACCCUCUAUGACAGACCACAAGACAUUUGCAGUCGCCUAGGUCAGCUUUCAGUCGAGAAGCUCUACUCCAUCUCGCGCACACAUGAAGCAAUCAAGACGCUUGCUACCGAAUUCUCACAGCUUGCCUGGUUCUUCGCUUUGGCAACCCCCUCCCAGUCUGGAUAUGCAUUGCCUGGAUAUGCACUACCCCAGGCCUCUAUUUCCGCCACAGAGAACGUCCGAAUUUUUCGUGCCUUCUAUCGUGUAGAAUUGUUUCUCAGAUUGUAUGGGCAAAUUCUUCCUGUAUCUGAGGUCCCACGAAAAGACGGCCCUGUCUGGUUCUACGGGCAGCAUAAUCCUUGGGAAUGCCAACAAAACUUGGCCGUCUACGAAUUCCUGGACGACACCGUUAUGCUUGUCUCCAGCAGGUUUGGUACAUCAUCUAUGAGUAGCGAUGAGUCUAAGCUAUUCCACGAGCUCUCGAUGACACAAGGUGUAAGGCUUAUUAGCCAUGUCAGAGAAAAGUUCCCCAUUUCUUUAUCCGAGCAGGAAAUGAUAUCGGUCUUUGAGAACAUGCUGCAAGAGCCCUGGCUUGAUGUGGAUUCACCAAGACAUGAUUGUGAUCUAUCAGAAUACAGUGACCACAAUGAUAGUCUAAUGACGGCGCUACCCAGAUCCAACCCCGAAUAUUCUCAUAGAGACAAUGCAGUAGAGAAUAAUUGGGCGGAAACUUACAGGCACCGGCAAGGGAUUCCAGAUGAGAUGCAGAUGCGCGAUCUCCGCAAGGCAGGCUUCGUAUUCUGGGACCAACCUUGCGAAGAGCGGAUUAUGUGCCCGAUGACAGCAAUAUUUGACCUGGUUUCCGCCCAGGCCGAAGAGUCUGGUUCGGAAAUUGAUUUUGAUGAGGACAUAUUUGUUGAUGAUGAUGGUGAUUAUGCUAGGGAGUUCGGGCUUUGA